GUCACUACAAGCAAUGUCGAAGUCGACAGUGAACCAAAGUAUCUAGCAGCCAGAAGCUCAUGACCAUCUGAACUAACACCGGAACCACAGAUCCAGCAGACCACACUCUGCCCAGAAGAGCACCUCACAUGCGCAGGCAUGCGCCCGACUAUGCCCUCAGUCUGCGGUCGGGGUGAUGCACAGAGCAGGAGCCUGGGAGAUCUGAGCAGUGGAGCCUGUCCAGAAUUACAGAGAACAAACUGAAUAUUUUAAACUACAAUUUAGACAGUACUGAGGGGGCCCUGUGCAUCUCGGAGAGUCUGAAGGAAGAGGGGAGUCUCGCCUGGUAAUCAGCAGGAGGACGGCAGGGCCGCUCUCUGACAAAAUCAGCUAUUAUGGCAGACGUUUAACCACUCCACAAACUCAGUUGCUGGCCCCUGUGGGAACAUUAUUACUAUUUCCGGAGGGCAGUUAUUGGCUACAGAAGUAAUGUAAGUAUAUUGUGCAAAGAAUUUUGUGCAAAUGAUGUGAAGGUCUCCCACCAGCUAUGAGAUGAUUUUGAUUACAUACUACAUCAAACAGGUUUCUGUAAAGAGCAACAUUCGCCAUUCCGGUUACACACAUACAUUCAGGUAUGGCGUAACAUCACGAUCUGACCAUGUGACGAAAACGGUAGUUUUACAGUGGCUGUUGUCCAAAGCCUUUGAUUCUUAUCGAGUUCGUAUGGUUUAAACAGAGACUUUUAUACCAAUAUUGUCUUAGUCACAAUAAAUGCAUAUAAAUAUAUGCGUACAGUGCUGUGUACACGAACUUUGCACAAGUGACCGGUGCGCAAAGAUACGGAGGACAGUACCUGUCCCUGUCGCAGUAACAGAUCGUAGUAAAUGCACUGGUUUGGCUGAUAACCAAAACUCAUGAUUUCCCUCUGGAUCCCACGUGACAGGCUGCCUAAAUAAACUGCCUUGCUGGCGGAGGGUCAUUAACUCACCGCAGACUCUACAGAUGCGCGUUUAUUUAUUUAUUUAAUUUAUUUAUUUAUUUACCGUCGUUCGGAACGAAAUGUUUCAGCCCCGAGCAAGACAGUGUAGGAGCAGAGACCUGCGCUCAAUAUACAUGUAUUUGCUAAUGAAGCGACCUGAUUUGCCGCACUUCAGAGUCGAAGGGGAUGCCGGCGGGCAGGACAGUAGAAACUGACAAGUAGUCUAGCUCAACUCAAGUUAUUUUUCAUUUUAAUUCCUUAUUUUCUGCUUUGCUGCGAUGACUGCGCUUGACUUCUCCGAGGUGGAGGCGUUUUUGGACCGCCACCCGGAGCUCUUCGAGGAGUAUUUAAUCAGGAAGGGAAAAUGCGAGAUGGUGAGCAGGUGGUUGAAGGAGCAUCACCCGUCCAAAGUGUCGCUGGUCGAGGACAAGCGCAGAUCGGCCAGGGAGCCGCUGUGGCAGACGAGCACGGAUGGACUCCAGCGGCGCUGCUCUCACAUGGAGCUGAGACGGAACUUCGCCCGGUCCAAAGCCAUGACCGCGCACCGGACUUACGACGAGCACGUGAGCGCUCAUGAGUCGCAGUCCAGCGUGCGGCGCCGCGCGCUGCUCCGCAAAGCCAGUUCGCUCCCGCCGACCACAGCCCACAUCCUGAGCGCCCUGCUCGAGUCCCGGGUCAGUAUACCUCAGUACGCCUCCAGCGCCAUAGACUACAAAUACAGACUUAAAGAGAACAACGAGAGGGAGUUUUUCCUGGAACUAGUAAAAGAUAUCUCCAAUGACUUGGAUAUGACGAGCCUUUGUUAUAAGAUCCUGAUAAAUGUGUGCAUAUUAGUGGAAGCCGACAGGUGCUCGCUCUUCCUCGUGGAGGGACCCCCGCACAAGAAGACACUGGUGUCCAAGUUCUUUGACGUACACGCCGGAGCCACGGUCCGGCCCUCUUCCAGCACCUUAAACUCCAGCGAGGUGCAGGUCCCCUGGGGCAAAGGCAUCAUCGGCUACGUGGCCGAACACGGGGAGACAGUCAAUAUCCCCAACGCCUAUGAGGACCAUCGUUUCAGUGACGAGAUUGACAAGCUGACGGGUUAUAAGACUCGGUCCAUCCUGUGCAUGACAAUCUGCAACAGCGAUGGAGACGUCAUCGGAGUGGUGCAGGCCAUCAACAAGAGCCCAGAGGGCACUGCCUUCACGGACGACGACGAGAAGGUGCUGCAGAUGUAUUUGCCCUUCUGUGGAAUCUCAAUCUCCAAUGCCAAGCUGUUCUCCGAGUCCCGCAAGGAGUAUGAGAGGAGCCGGGCCCUUCUCGAGGUGGUCAAUGAUCUGUUUGAGGAGCAGACCGACCUGGAAAAGAUCGUGAGGAAGAUCAUGCAGCGUGCGCUGACUCUCCUGCAGUGUGAGCGCUGCUCAGUGCUUUUAUUGGAGGACAUCCAAUCACCUGUGGUGAAGUUCUCCCAAACGUUCGAGCUGAUGUCUCCACUCUGCAGUUCUGACCAUGAAAUCAGUAUGGAGAAGCUCUCCAGCUCUGACUGGCUGAUCAAUAACAGCAUCGCUGAGCUGGUGGCAUCCACUGGGCUGCCCGUCAACAUCAGUGACGUGUGUCAGGACCCCCGCUUUGACGCUGAGGCAGACCAGGCCUCAGGGUUCCACAUUCGGUCGGUUCUCUGUGUCCCCAUUUGGAACCGCACCCACCAGAUCAUCGGGGUCGCUCAGAUCCUCAAUCGUCUCGACAGGAAGACCUUCAAUGAUGCUGACCAGAGGCUUUUCGAGGCUUUUGUGAUUUUCUGUGGCCUGGGAAUCAACAACACCAUGAUGUACAACCAGGUGAAGAAGACAUGGGCCAAGCAGUCUGUUGCUCUUGACAUGCUGUCCUACCAUGCCACGUGUUCAAAGGUAGAGGUGGACCGGCUAAAGGCAGCAAAGAUCCCCUUGAGCAGCGAGCUGGGUAUAGAUGAGUUCCACUUCAAUGACUUUUCUCUGGACAAUGACGGCAUGAUCACUGCUUCUCUACGGAUGUUUCUGGAGCUGGGAGUCGGUCAAAAGUUUAAAAUUGACUAUGAGGUCCUCUGCCGCUGGCUGCUUACCGUGAGGAAGAAUUACCGCACGGUCGCCUACCAUAACUGGCGGCAUGCUUUUAACGUCUCCCAGUGCAUGUUCAUCAUGAUCACGACAGCUGGGUUCCAGGACGUCUUGUCAGACACCGAAAUACUUGCGCUGAUGGUUGGUUGCUUGUGCCAUGACUUGGACCACAGAGGCACCAACAAUGCCUUCCAGGCCAAGUCUGGCUCAGCUUUGGCGCAGCUCUAUGGUACGUCUGCUACCCUGGAGCAUCACCACUUCAAUCACGCCGUCAUGAUCCUUCAAAGCGAGGGUCACAACAUUUUUGCCAGCCUCAGCUCCAAUGAAUACAGCAACAUGAUGCAACUUCUGAAGCAGGCCAUUUUGGCAACGGACCUGACUUUGUAUUUCCAGAGAAGGAACAAGUUCUUUGACUGUGUCCAAUCUGGGCAAUUCAGCUUGACCAAUGAGGAACACAGAGAGAUGUUCAGGUCGAUGCUGAUGACAGCAUGUGACCUGGGAGCUGUCACACGACCUUGGGAGAUCUCCAGACAGGUUGCGGAGCUGGUCACCAGUGAAUUCUUUGAACAAGGAGACAGGGAGAGGUCUGAGCUGAAGCUGACACCAUCUGCGAUCUUUGACCGCAAUCGGAAAGAUGAGCUACCCGCCCUGCAGAUGGAAUGGAUUGAUGGGAUCUGCAAGCCUCUUUACGAGGCUUUGGCGAGUCUGAACAGGAAGCUGCAGCCAAUGGUGGAUGGGAUCAAUGCAAAUCGAAUGAAGUGGGAGGAGCUGUGCUCCACCAAUCAACAGGCACAAAGAUCUCCUGAGUCCAGCUAACCUAUUGGGGAACGAGCAGACUUGGAAUGGAGGCGUGAUAGGAAGGCAGGGACUAUAAUUAUGAAUUGUAGGGCCUUACAGGGCCAUCUGGAGAUCUCAUUUGCUCCUCAUUUGUACUCUGCAGAUGCUGACUGGACUGAGAAACUGGAUUUUAAAUUGGUUUUAUGCCUCUUUACAGGGGUUACUCAUCUGUGUGGUUUCAACAUCACCCUUGUAUCUAGACAGUGAUUAUGUAUAGUAUUGUAAUUGUACCCACAUACUUGGACAAUGGGAGCAUGUUAGAUUUGAACUGCGUCCACCUAUGUGAUUUUGACUUGCUAGCUACCUGGACUUGAACUGCACCUGAAUUUGAAACUGUGGUAUGUUUAUAAUAUAAAUGUUCGCACAGGAGAUUUUAACUGUGUCAAAUGCAUGUCUAUAUGAUUGGCAUGAGUGUUUUGAUUGCUCAUGGGAGUUUUACUUGGACAAAAAAUGUUCUGAGGGCAGAAGGAACAAUGCUUGGUUCAGAGAGAUAACCAAUCAAAUUGUACAGGAAGUGGGACAAACUAAUCAGGUGUUCUAGUCCCGCCUCCUUUAUUUGCUUGGACCCACCUGCUCUACAAUUUGAUUGGUUAUCUCUUUGAAUCAAUCAAUGUUCUUUCUGCCCUCAGAACAUUUUUGUCUAAGUAUAAAUCCCAUGAGCGUUUUGAUUGCCACAUUUCUGCGCUGAUGAACAGCAGUGUGAAUCUAUUAUUUAGAGAUGCUGAUCCAAACCUAUUAGACGGAUCGGGUGUCAGCCGUACGUGGCCGAUCCACGUCCGAUACUUAUUUAGUUUUUAGCAGUCACUAAAAAGAAUCUAUUUCGUAUUAAACCUAUUUCUAGAAUCAAUCACACGACAGCUCUUUAACAUUUUUUAUGUGUUUUUGCGGCAUUCAAGCUAAACUCUAACGCUGCCACCCUGUUUGCUACUUAGUGGGUGUAAGCGCAGUGACUUCCGCCUACUGUGACGUCAUUCGCAUAUCAUUUGCAGCAGAAGCGUGAAAACAGCAGACGAGACCGUGACGGUGUGGGAAGUAAUUUACGUUUUUAACAACUACUGGUUUGCAAUCUUUGUAAAAACGAAGUUUUGAGAGAUGGGAGUAGCGUUUAGUGGAAAAUCCCACUAAGCAAAGCGAACGCAUUCGCCAUGCAAUUGCGUGUCCUCGCUUGGAUGAUAUUAAUUCCAACUGAACGAGGAGGAACAGUAUGUUAUGUAUGUUUCUAGUAGACUAAAGAUUUUUUGGCAUACAU
Paramormyrops kingsleyae is the source of this 5119-nucleotide messenger RNA. It is a transcript of the gene pde11al, whose product is annotated as phosphodiesterase 11a, like. Lineage: Eukaryota; Metazoa; Chordata; Actinopteri; Osteoglossiformes; Mormyridae. Gene Ontology annotation, molecular function: 3',5'-cyclic-nucleotide phosphodiesterase activity; protein binding. Gene Ontology annotation, biological process: signal transduction. The record is from RefSeq and is a predicted model, not a curated record.